AUAUGUCUUGAGGUAAGGAUUCUGUGGAGGACACUCAAGAGUUCUUCCUCACCAGCUGUUGUGCAAAAGGGGUAUUGCCAUGCUGGUGCAGAUUUUGUCCUCUGAUUUUAGGGAAAAUAUAUAAUUAACCACACAAUUACAAAAUAAAAUUUUGUGGCAAAAGGAGAAGAACAGCAUAUGGGUUUAAUGGGUUUAAUGGUCAAGUGUGAACAUACUUUUGGCCAUUCCUUACACUGAUUUGGUUCGUAUUCGGCCUAAAUAAAACAUCUGUUUUGUGCCCCAGAGCGGAACAGUUCACUGGCUGUGACACUUGAAGCAGCUGAUGAUUAAAGUUGAAAUUUAGAUUCCAAAAUCCCUGCAUAAGAAGGCGAGAUUUUUUUUCUCCAGAUGUGGUGAAAAGUCGCGCGGCGCGUCAGGUUGAGCCAGCUGUGGCACGCGCCACUGAUUCCAGCUGCCGGGAGUCAUGCGCGAACCACAAGACGCUCCUCCAACCUGCCUCCAAGCCCCGUGGCCACCCGGUCUCCUCCAAACAAGCAGUGUGUAAUGGAUUGAGAGAGGAGCGAGAGAGGGAGGGAGGGACUCGUUGAGAGGAAAAGAGAGAGAGAGAGAGAGAGAGAGAGAGAGAGAGAAACCUGCCGGAGUGUAGCGUCUAGGACGCGCGCGGGCUGACUGCAAGGCACGCGCGGGCUCUUUUGACGGCACAAGUCGGAAACGGAAACAAUUGAUUUCCAAUCUGAUAUUGUUUUUGUUUUGUUUUUUAUUUCUCCCUCCUUCAUAGUAGAAAAAAAAGAGAAGAAUACAGGAGAGGCAGCCAUGCGCCUGAACCGAGACGCCGAGGACGGCAAAGGUUCCAUGUCGCUGGGCGUGUUCCUCGUGUCAGUCGGUCUAACUGUGUGUGUCGUGUGGCUCGUGGCACUCUGCGGCAUCUGUGGCUGGUGCCAACGCAGACUGGUGAGUGAUGUCACUUCCUGUUUCAAGGGGAAGAGGAAUAAGCCAGGUUUGGAUACAGCAAGUUCUCCGGAUUCUGUGUCAGUACGAGGCCGAGGUGAAAAUAAAGCCAUCAAUGAUCUAGACAGGGACUUUUGGAACAACAAUGACAGCAGCAAUGUUCAGCAACGGUGGAGCUCAUACCCUCCUAAAGAGUUUCUCUUGAACAUGUCUCCUUAUGCUCCAUAUGGAGAUCCACGUCUAACGCCCAAUGGCUCAUUGGAGAAGUGCGAGGCGGGUGGGGGGACAGGGGCCAGCCCCAGUCGCAGUGACAGCUCCAGGAGUGUAGAGGCAGGAAGCAGCAAGGCUGGGAAGUGGCAAACCAUCAAGAGCCACAUGCACUCCGGCAUCUUGAGGCCAAGCAAUUUUGGGGACGCGUCCCCACUGUCCACAGCGUCUACUCUGGAGCACAUCGCACCCGCUGCCUGCCGUCCUCGGCCACUCGUCAGACAGCAGAGCCUCCAGCAGCCCCUGACCCCCCGGCCCCCUCCGCCGCCCAACGACCCCCCUGCCACCUCACAGAGCCUGGGGCAGUUACACAGCAGCUCCGGGGGCGGCGGGGGGCAGCGGGGGGGUACAAGGCCGGGGGCAAGGGGCAGCCCAGCCGCACCCGGGGCAUCUCGCUACAGAGCUGGCGCAGGGACACGGUCCCGCUCCAACCCGGGCAGCUGGGAUCACAUGAUGGGGCAAAUACGCACCAGGGGCAUGGACGUCAAAUCUUUUCUGGAAGGCAAGAUGGUGGUGUUGUCUCUGGCGAUUGGCCUGGCUGAACAGGAUGACUUCGCCAACCUGCCAGACCUGCAGGAGAAACCAGCGAGCCAAGAAACUCCUCCUGGAGACAAGAGAGCCAUUGCUAACAAAGCCAACAGCAGCCCUAAAGGCCAGACCCCAGAUGAGAGUAACCGCCGCACGGAUCCUAACUCCUCUGUUUCAGAUCUCGCCAACUCGGUCACCAGUGACAUGCUCAUGUUGUCUCCUGGCUCAGAAGAGGAAGAACAUGAAGGUCCAGUGUGUGAGAAACUCGGUCGAAUACAGUUCAGUGUGGGGUACAGUUUCCAGGACUCCACACUUACCGUGAAGAUCCUUAAAGGCCAGGAUCUCCCGGCAAAAGAUUUCUCUGGAACCUCAGACCCAUUUGUUAAAAUCUAUCUGCUGCCAGACAAGAAGCACAAACUGGAGACCAAGGUGAAGAGAAAGAACCUGAAUCCUCACUGGAAUGAAACUUUCCUGUUUGAAGGUUUCCCAUAUGAGAAGGUGGUCCAGCGCACUCUUUACCUGCAGGUGCUGGAUUACGACCGAUUCAGCAGGAAUGACCCCAUAGGUGAAGUGUCCAUUCCCCUCAACAAGAUCAAUCUCGCUCACAUGGAGACAUUUUGGAAAGAGCUCAAACCAUGCAGCGAUGGCAGCGGGAGUCGAGGUGACCUGUUGGUGUCAUUGUGUUACAACCCCACGGCUAACACCAUCACUGUGAACAUCAUAAAAGCACGCAAUCUAAAAGCCAUGGACAUUGGGGGCACCUCAGACCCAUAUGUGAAAGUGUGGCUGAUGCACAAAGACAAACGGGUGGAAAAGAAGAAGACGGUGGUAAUGAAGAGAUGUCUGAACCCUGUUUUCAAUGAGUCCUUUCCCUUCGAUGUUCCUGCUCAUGUGCUGAGAGAGACCACCAUCGUCAUCACAGUUAUGGAUAAGGACAGACUCAGUCGAAAUGAUGUCAUAGGCAAGAUCUAUCUGUCAUGGAAGAGUGGCCCUGCAGAGGUGAAACAUUGGAAAGAUAUGAUGGGCCAUCCUCGCACUGCUGUUGCCCAGUGGCAUGCCCUCAAAGCUUAAUGGAACCACCCACUAGCACCGACCCAGAAUAAACCCACACCACAAGCCCCUGUUAAUAUGCACAAGCUUGAACACGGGUACAAAAAGCCAUCCAACAUUUGCUCCUUUUUCUGUCCUUUUUUUCUAUGUGUCCACAGAUGGGCUCUUUCCUUAACUGUUCUUUAUCUUCUUAUCUGUUUUUCCUGAUUUGCACCUGCUAAGAUUCCUUCUUUCCAUUUCUACCAAAAUAAAAAGUCUAAGCACUGCCAAGAAGAUUGUAAAGAUUGUAAAAGACCUGUACUAAGAAAUGGAAAGCAGGCUUGUCUUCCUUCAGUUUAUUUAUUUUGACUGUUUAGUUGUCUGGGGAGCACCCUGAUGUCCAGCCAGCUGAGAGAAACCCUACCCUUUUACUGCCAUGUUUUUGUAUUCCUUUCUUCAUUCAUCAUUCCCCUGUAAAGAUCCGUAAGGAUCGCUUCGCAGUGCAAUACCUGAUGGAUGGAGAGAUUAACUCUUUAUUUGAAUCUCUUCACCAUCUCUUGCCGGUUUUCCUGGCACCAAGUGUAGAAACCCAUUUUUGCUGGAAUUCCUUGUAAUUUGUUUGUACCGUGGGUGCCGUGAUGUAAAAAAAAAUUUGGAUAAACAAUGGCUUGUAGGUUUACAGUCUUAAUUGAUUUCAGUUUUGGUUUAAAUCAAUACAGUGGUAACAGUUUUGCCAUGAUUUUAUCAUAACUCAAUAUGGAAAAUGAAGAGUGCUGAAAUAUAUUUAUUUUUUUAUUUAUGGUUACGGAAAAUUAAUUGCCGAUUCGCCUCUCUUGUACGAUGAGUUACACUAAUCCAAAAUUUGUUUUUUUAUGUAGCACUGGAAGAGAGUUCCUACCACAUUUGAGUGUGAGUUGGAUAUGUUCCUAAAUUAAUAUUCCUCGUUCCUGGAUUAACAUGGUGUGGUCUUUCCACCACCUUUGAUUGUGGUUAAAAAUGUCCUCCAGAAUGCAUGAGUCAUUGUGCUGCUGUUUGUUUAAUAUAAAAAAAAUAUAAACAUUUGAAAAUAUUGACAAUAUUGAUUAUGCACCUUUUAAAAUUAUUUACUUAAAUAUACACUUGUGGUCCGUGGUGCAUUUUUUUGCUGCACACACAAAUGUAAUAACAGUCUCAUCCAAAAUGCUGAGCUGAAUAGCAUUUUUCCUUUCUAAAAGCUGAAUAGUGGGUCUGGAGGAAAUCUUCAGAUGACUCAGGAACUGGGGGAAUGACAUUUGAUGGUGAAAAAGUCUGUUGAUCCUGGUACAAAGAAAUGUCCAUCCAGUAACCUGUCAUAUAAGGAAACAGUCAGUUCAAGUUGCUUAGCAUUGGCAGAGCACAAUAACUGAGCGGACACAACUGAAACUAACAGCGCCAUAACUUUGUGUAUCAAAAUGCUUUCUUGCUUAAGUCGAACCGCACCAGAACCGUGACUCCUACUGAUGCGCUUUCACUUGCUCCAACCAACAGAACUGAGGGAACAACUGCAGCUAAAAUUAGCAGAAGAACCAAAUGAAAAAGGUGUGAAAUGCCAUUCUAAAUGAUAAUGUUAAACAUUCCAGUAAUGUAUGAAACAGGGCAGGAUAUGAGGACUUUUCAUUGUUGUUUUGAUUUCAGUUUAAAUGCGAAAGGUUAUAAGGUUGAUGGCAACAGUGUGUGUUUGUGUGUGUGUGUGUGUGUGUGUGUGUGUGUGUGUAUGUGUGUGUUUGAGAUAUUAGACAAGUAGAAAUGCACUAUUAAUAGAAAAGCUGAUGCAGUGUGCUGCAUCACCCGCAUUGUUUUCCUAACCAGAUCACUGCCAGUGUUCAACAAACUUCUUAGUAGAGUUUAUUUUUUAAGAGCCAAAGUAGUACUUUAAAGAAAAAAAAAGGAAAAAAUAUCACACCUGCUGGGCAAAGAAUAAGCUUGAAGGGAAGCAGCAGCAGAAAAUCUGGUGUAUUUUGUGUGUAAAUGUUGCUGUUUUUUCAGUCUUUGUCCUAUUGUGUGUAUGUAUGUAAAAGAGACAAAGCGAUUCAGGUGGAACUCAGCUCAUUUACACAACUUAAAUCAAAUUAUUAUUAUCUUUUUUUUUUUACAUGAUUUCUUUGAUUUUGUAUUUUUAUUAGCACACAUUUAGGAAUCUUAUUUUACACUUCGAUAGAGUGUACUGUAUUUUCUGGAUUGUAUAACCUCGAUGGAAAUCAUGACAUUCCUGAGAAACAGUUUGCUAGCACUCUGUUGGGCAAUGGUGCUAAAUGAAAUAACUGAGCACUUUACUGAAAAAAAUGCACUGCUACAUGUAACAAAAUAAAGAUAGUGCCAAAUACAUGA
Silurus meridionalis is the source of this 5118-nucleotide messenger RNA. RefSeq names its product synaptotagmin VIIb (gene syt7b). Gene Ontology annotation, cellular component: synaptic vesicle; membrane; synapse. Bases 814 to 2814 code for a protein of 666 amino acids. Gene Ontology annotation, biological process: calcium-ion regulated exocytosis; regulation of calcium ion-dependent exocytosis; vesicle fusion. NCBI's taxonomy places the organism in Eukaryota, Metazoa, Chordata, Actinopteri, Siluriformes, Siluridae. The transcript has 13 exons. Gene Ontology annotation, molecular function: SNARE binding; clathrin binding; calcium ion binding. The record is from RefSeq and is a predicted model, not a curated record.